This is a messenger RNA of Oryctolagus cuniculus (rabbit), 807 nucleotides long. It is a transcript of the gene KITLG, whose product is annotated as KIT ligand. Gene Ontology annotation, biological process: positive regulation of cell population proliferation; cell adhesion. The record is from RefSeq and is marked provisional. Gene Ontology annotation, molecular function: stem cell factor receptor binding; cytokine activity. Gene Ontology annotation, cellular component: plasma membrane. Lineage: Eukaryota; Metazoa; Chordata; Mammalia; Lagomorpha; Leporidae.
ACUUGGAUUAUCACUUGCAUUUAUCUUCAACUGCUCCUAUUUAAUCCUCUUGUCAAAACGAAAGGGAUCUGCGGGAAUCUUGUGACUGAUAAUGUAAAAGACAUCACAAAAUUGGUGGCAAAUCUUCCAAAAGACUAUAUGAUAACCCUCAACUAUGUCCCCGGGAUGGACAUUUUGCCAAGUCAUUGUUGGAUACAUGAGAUGGUGAUACAGUUGUCAGUCAGCUUGACUAAUCUUCUGGAUAAGUUUUCAAAUAUUUCUGAAGGCUUGAGUAAUUAUUCUAUCAUAGACAAACUUGGGAAAAUAGUGGAUGACCUUGUGGAGUGUGUGGAAGAAAACUCACCUAAGAAUGUAAAAGCAUCCUCCAAGAGGCCGGAACCCAGACCCUUUACUCCUGAACAAUUCUUUAGAAUUUUUAAUAGAUCCAUCGAUGCCUUCAAGGACUUUGUGGUGGUAUCUGAAACUAGUGAUUGUGUGCUUCCUUCAACGUUAAGUCCUGAGAAAGAUUCCAGAGUCAGUGUCACAAAACCAUUUAUGUUACCCCCUGUUGCAGCCAGCUCCCUUAGGAAUGACAGCAGUAGCAGUAAUAGCAAGGCUGAAAGUUCCAUUGCAGACUCCAGCCUACAGUGGGCAGCCAUGGCGUUGCCAGCAUUCUUUUCUCUUGUAAUUGGCUUUGCUUUUGGAGCCUUAUACUGGAAGAAGAAACAACCAAAUCUUACAAGGGCAGGUGAAAAUAUACAGAGUAAUGAAGAGGAUAAUGAGAUAAGUAUGUUGCAAGAAAAAGAGAGAGAGUUUCAAGAAGUGUAA